Rotaria sp. Silwood1 is the source of this 1422-nucleotide messenger RNA. The record is from the annotation of a GenBank genome assembly. NCBI's taxonomy places the organism in Eukaryota, Metazoa, Rotifera, Eurotatoria, Philodinida, Philodinidae.
AUGUGGCAUUAUACAACAUUAUUCAGCUUAUUUCUGCUAAUAGUGUCUUCAAGAACACACGAACACUGGUCAACAGCAUCCUUUCCAUCUGUUUUGUAUGUUUGGUCUGGGCAAGAUAAUUCCGUAUCGAAUGCCUCUGAUUUUGUUGCUGUAAUCGACUUUGAUGAGACAUCGCCUACCUAUGGACAUAUUUUGAAAACAGUUUCACUUGUUUCGGACGUCGCUCACGGCAUUGCAGAAAAAGGAAAUGAGCCACAUCAUUCAGCUGUUUCUGCCAAUGGCCGCUAUUUUAUUAGUGGUGGUCUUCUCAGUUAUCUUUCAGGAAAUAAGGAAGUAUUUGUCUGGAAAAUUCCCGAAGAUCCUUCGAAAGACCCGAAGUUUCUAUAUGCACUUAAUGUACCAAGUGCGUGUCCAGACGAGUUUCUACCGAUUGGUGGCUCUGAGUUUCUUGUAAGUAUGAUGUGUAAUGAGCAAGGUGCCAGUCCAGGCAAUAUGGUACAUAUCAAUGCUGAGACUGGUAUGGCGAAAUCAAUUCUAAAAAACAUAUCAGCUUUCGUUGACUUUAAUCCACAUGGGUAUGGCCGACUCCCCAACGGUUCAAUCUUCGUCGCAGACUUUCUUGAAUCUCGUUCAUUAGUUGGCACCGAUCCAUCACAGAUUAUAUUUCGAAAUACGGCUCGACAUAUUCUUUCUGAUGGAACAUUAGAGCGUACUUUUCGAUUUCAAUUUCCUACUACACUGGGAUCAUCAAGUGGAAUCGGACAAGGCAUUGGAUUUAUGGAACUUAAAACUAUUCCUGGUGAUCCAUUAGGACGUUCUUAUGUCAGUGGUAGUAAUGUGAACAAUAUGUAUUUAAUCGGCCCUGGCAUGCCAGAACCUAUUCUAGCUCUUGAUUUCUCUCAAAUAAAUGGUUAUCAACAACGACUUAGUGCUGGUCUUUUGUCGAUGUUUCCAAAUGGCAAACGUUUAUUAAUGACUUUUCAAAUGCGAUAUGUCGUUUUAGUGAAUAUAGCAAGACCAGAAAAAUCAAAUAUUCUUCGUGUAUUUGACUUUUGCUCUAUUCAAACAAUCCAACAUGUGAAAAUUGGUAUUCCUGGUUCAUUCAAACAUACAACUUUUGCCCAAUUCUGUACUCAAAAUAAUAAUAAUGUUGGUUCACAUACUGUUAUAUAUCUGAAAGAUGAGAAUCGAUUCAUUGUGAUAAACUAUUUUCUCAAAUUUGGCUUGGCUCAAUUUCCCGGCACACGAACUAUGCAUGCAUUUAAACUCAAUAAGGAUCUGACAGAUUUCGAAUAUGACCAUAGGUUUAAUCCUAAUUUUCAAUCUGAUGUUUCACCCAAUAAACAACGUCAAACACUCCAUUCACUACAAGCAUAUCCGCACCAUCUUCAAUAUUUGAAGUUAGACGAAAAGAAACAUUGA